CUCGGAGGCGGGAGCGCGCCUCGUAGAUGACAACAAAUUUGUCGCGCAGUGUCGGAGUCCGCUUUGCCGCCGCCGCCUGCCCUUUGGCUCUCGUGCAUACUCUAUCCGGACCGACAGAACACUUCGAAAACCUCUGGCUUGGGGCGCCGGGUUCCGCUCAGAGACCUGUUCCCGCCGGGCCUAGUGCGAGCGACGCGACGCGGGCCAUGGGGUCGCCCUGAGAGACGGCGGCGCAGAACUGUCAUGCAGUGGUCACCGCGAACCUAGACCCCAUAGCAGCCUGGGGACGCCGGCCGGACCCGGUCGCCGCAGCGCGCAGCCCCGGCCCUCCCAGCCGCCAGUCCUUACCAACAUGCCUUGGCCAUUUUCGGAGUCUAUUAAGAAGAGGGCCUGUCGGUACCUCCUGCAGAGAUACUUGGGCCACUUCUUACAGGAGAAGCUGAGCCUGGAGCAGCUGAGCCUGGACCUGUAUCAGGGUACCGGGUCCCUCGCCCAGGUCCCCUUGGAUAAAUGGUGUCUCAAUGAAAUCCUGGAGUCAGCAGACGCACCUUUAGAAGUCACUGAAGGAUUCAUUCAGUCAAUUUCCCUGUCAGUUCCAUGGGGCUCCUUGCUGCAGGACAAUUGUGCACUGGAAGUGAGAGGACUGGAGAUGGUCUUCCGACCUAGACCUCGUGUAGCGACUGGGUCUGAGCCUAUGUAUUGGUCAAGCUUCAUGACCAGCAGUAUGCAGCUGGCAAAGGAGUGUCUUAGCCAGAAACUGACAGAUGAGCAAGGAGAAGCAUCCCAGCCUUUCGAAGGGCUAGAAAAGUUUGCGGAAACCAUUGAAACAGUGCUAAGAAGAGUGAAAGUUACUUUUAUAGACACUGUGUUAAGAAUUGAACAUGUGCCAGAAAAUUCCAAAACUGGAGCUGCGCUUGAGAUCCGAGUAGAGAGAACUGUGUACUGUGAUGAAACUGCCGAUGAGUCCUCAGGAGUCAAUGUGCAUCAGCCCACAGCUUUUGCUCACAAAUUGCUGCAGCUCUCUGGAGUCUCUCUCUUCUGGGAUGAAUUUUCUGCUUCAGCGAAAUCUUCCCCAGUGUGUUCAACUGCACCAGUGGAAACUGAGCCAAAGCUGUCACCUAGCUGGAACCCCAAAAUUGUUUAUGAGCCACACCCACAAUUAACUAGAACUUUACCAGAGAUAGCACCUUCGGAUCCAGUGCAGAUUGGAGGUCUAGUGGGCAGACUGGAAUUGAGUCUCACUUUGAAACAGAAUGAAGUGCUUCCAGGAGCUAAGUUGGAUGUUGAUGGACAGAUAGAUUCCAUUCAUCUAUUCCUGUCACCAAGGCAGGUACAUCUGCUUUUGGAUAUGUUAGCAGCUAUUGCUGGACCAGAAAAUUCUAGCAAAAUUGGGUUAGCUAAUAAAGAUAGGAAAAAUCGACCCAUGCAGCAGGAAGAUGAAUAUCGAAUUCAGAUGGAAUUAAACCGGUAUUAUCUGAGGAAAGAUUCCCUGUCUAUGGGUGUAUCUUCAGAGAAAAGCUUCUAUGAAACAGAAACGGCUCGUACACCUUCUAGCCGUGAAGAAGAAGUUUUCUUCUCCAUGGCCGACAUGGACAUGUCUCACAGUCUGUCUUCUCUUCCACCCCUUGGGGACCCUCCACACAUGGACUUGGAGUUAUCCCUGACUAGUACAUAUACAAACACACCUGCAGGAUCGCCACUAAGUGCUACUGUGUUGCAGCCAACUUGGGGGGAGUUUGCGGACCACAAAGAGCAGCCUGUAAGAGGGCCAGCAUUCUCAUCUGACUUGGUCCACCCGGCGCCUUUACCAAAAGCUGCCCUGCCCUCGAGGUCUGUUUCAGUGGAUGAAUCCAGGCCUGAGUUCAUCUGUAGACUGGCAGUCGGCAUCUUCUCAGUCUCCGUGCUUCACAUCGAUCCUUUGUCUCCAGCGGAAACAUCCCCAAAUGUUAAUCCUUUGACACCCAUGGCGGUCGCGUUCUUCUCUCGAAUAGAAAAGAUGGACCCAACAAGAUUGUCAGCAGAAGAUUUUAAGUCCUUCCGAGCAGUCUUUGCAGAAGCUUGUUCACAUGAUCACCUUAGAUUUCUAGGUACUGGCGUCAAAGUGUCCUAUGAGCAGAGACAAAGGUCAGCGUCCCGCCAUUUUAGCACCGACAUGUCGAUUGAGCAAAUGGAGUUUUUGGAGUGUCUGUUCCCAACAGAUUUUCAUUCUGUCCCUCCCCACUACACAGAGCUUCUAACGUUCCAUUCCAAAGAAGAGACUGAUGCCCACCUCCCCGUGUGUCUUCAGCUUUACUAUAAGCACUCUGAGACUAGAGGACCCCAGGGUAAUCAAGCAAGACUGAGUUCAGUUCCUCAGAAGGCGGAAUUACAAAUUAAAUUAAAUCCAGUGUGUUGUGAACUGGAUAUAAGUAUCGUGGAUAGGUUAAAUUCCUUGCUUCAACCACAAAAACUCACUACAGUAGAGAUGAUGGCCUCGCACAUGUAUGCAUCAUAUAAUAAGCAUAUUAGUUUGCAUAAAGCUUUCACUGAAGUAUUUCUAGAUGACUCUCACAGUCCUGCGAAUCGUCGGGUGUCUGUACAAGUUGCCACCCCAGCGCUGCAUCUUUCUGUUCGCUUUCCCAUUCCUGACCUCCGAUCAGACCAGGAGAGAGGACCCUGGUUUAAGAAGUCACUUCAGAAGGAGACCCUCCACUUAUCAUUCACAGAUCUGGAGUCUCAGACGGAGUUUGUGGGAGGAUCCACGCCAGAACAAACUAAACUGGAACUGACUUUUAGAGAGCUAACUGGGUCAUUCCAGGAGGAGAAGGGAGAGCCAUCCAUCAAGUUUUUCCAUGUGUCUGGUGGAGUUGAUGGAGACACGGCAUCAUCAGAUGACUUUGACUGGCCACGAAUGGUACUGAAAAUAAAUCCACCAGCCAUGCAUUCCAUUUUGGAGAGAAUAGCAGCUGAAGAGGAGGAAGAGAGCGAUGGUCACUAUCAGGAAGAGGAAGAAGGAGGGGCUCAUUCCCUGAAAGAUGUCUGUGACCUGAGGCGACCAGCCCCAUCCCCCUUUUCCUCUCGUAGAGUAAUGUUUGAGAAUGAGCAGAUGGUGAUGCCAGGAGACCCUGUAGAGAUGACAGAGUUUCAGGAUAAAGCCAUCAGCAAUUCUCACUAUGUGCUGGAACUUUUGCUACCAAAUAUUCACAUAACACUGCCCAAUAAAAACUUUUACGAGAAGCUGUAUAACAGGAUCUUCAAUGACUUGCUUCUCUGGGAGCCAACAGCUCCUUCACCAGUGGAGACACUUGAGAAUAUUUCCUAUGGCAUUGGGCUCUCAGUAGCCAGUCAGCUGAUAAACACCUUCAGCAAAGACAGCUUCAGUCCCUUUAAAUCUGCAGUUCACUAUGAUGAAGACAGUGGAUCUGAAGAAGAGACUUUGCAGUAUUUUUCUGCUGUUGAUCCCAACUAUCGUUCCCGUAGGAAAAAAAAGUUGGACUCUCAGAACAAGAACUCUCAGAGUUUCCUCUCAGUCCUUCUGAGUAUCAAUCAUGGAUUAAUGGCAGUGUUCACAGAUGUAAAGCAAGAUAAUGGAGAGCCGAUGGAAAAUAAGCAUGGUGAAUUCUGGUUAGAAUUCAACAGCGGCUCAUUAUUUUGUGUGACAAAAUAUGAAGGUUUCGAUGACAAGCACUACAUCUGCCUACAUUCCAACAGCCUCAGUCUGUACCACAAAGGCAUAGUAGAUGGAGCCAUUCUUGCUACAGAGACACGGUUGCCCAGUUCAACCCGCCCACAUUGGUUGGAACCUACAAUUUAUUCCUCUGAAGAAGAUGGUCUCAGCCGAGCUGCCUCUGACGGCGUUGGAGGAGACAAUUUGAAUAUGCUCUCAGUGGCAGUUAAGAUAGAGUCUGAUAAAUCCGAGUCCAAUACGAAGGAAUUCCUCGUGGCCGUGGGGCUGAAAGGAGCCACUCUACAGCACAGAAUACUGCCGACUGGACUCAGCUGGCACGAGCAGAUUUUAAACUUCUUGAAUAUUGCUGAUGAACCUGUUUUGGGAUAUAACCCUCCAACUUCAUUUACAACUUUUCAUGUUCAUCUUUGGAGCUGUGCACUUGAUUACAGGCCCCUUCACCUGCCAAUCCGAUCCCUUCUUACUGUUGAGACAUUCAGCAUUUCUAGCAGCGUUGCCUUGGAUAAAUCUUCUUCCACUCUCAGAAUCAUCAUGGAUGAAGCUGCUUUACUCCUAUCUGACAAGUGUAACACUGUCACUAUAAACCUAAAUAGAGAUUAUGUUCGUGUGAUGGACAUGGGACUUUUAGAGCUGACCAUAACUGCAGUGAAGUCAGAUUCUGAUGGAGAACAGACUGUGCCUCGCUUUGAGUUGCACUGUUCCAGUGAUGUCGUCCAUAUCAGAACCUGCUCAGACUCCUGCGCUGCGCUAAUGAAUCUCAUUCAGUAUGUCGCAAGUUACGGGGACUUACAUGGGCCUAACAAAGCAGAGAUGAAGCCUGGAGUUCCACAGAGAAAGCCAAAGGUAGAUUCCAGUGUUCGGUCAUCUUCACGUGGUCCAGUGCUUCCUGAAGCUGACCAGCAGAUUUUGCGGGACCUGAUGAGUGACGCCAUGGAGGAGAUUGACGUGCAGCAGGCCUCUGCCCCUGUCGGACCACAGACUAAUGGUGUCCUGGAUGAAAAGUUGCACACUCAGGAGCCUUGCUGUUCAGACCUCUUCUUGUUCCCAGACGAGAGUGGGAAUGUGUCCCAGGAGCCGAGCCCUGCUUAUGCUUCCCUCACUCACCACCUGAUCAGCGACACAAUGGCAGGUGCACCCACGGAGAAUGAUGAUUUUUGCAUUCUUUUUGCACCAAAAGCAGCCAUCCAGGAGAAGGAAGAAGAGCCAGUGGUAAAGGUCAUGGUUGACGACGCGAUUGUGAUAAGAGACGACUAUUUUAGUCUGCCCAUUACAAGGACGGAUGGCAGCAAAGCCCCGCUUAAGUUUCCUGUCCCUGACAUUCGCUAUGUUGUGAAGGAAGUCUCUCUGGUGUGGCAUCUCUAUGGAGGCAAGGACUUCACAACAGUUCCUCCUCCUUCUCCAGCUAAGAGUUACAGUAGUCCCCAUAGCUCACCUUCUCAAACACCUACAAGGCAUGGCCGUCAUACAGUCUAUGGGGGCAAAGGAAGAAACCAUGACUUUUUAAUGGAAAUCCAAUUAAGCAAGGUGAAGUUUCAGCAUGAAGUCUACCCUCCAUGUAAGCCCGAGUGUGAGUCCAGCCUCCUAGAAUACCCGGUCUCCAGGCAGGUGUUCAUCGUUCAGGAUCUUGAAAUUAGAGAUCGGCUGGCGACAUCACAGAUGAAUAAAUUUUUAUACCUGUAUUGCAGCAAAGACAUGCCUCGUAAAGCUCAUUCCAACAUGUUGACAAUUAAAGCAUUGCACGUCCGUCCAGAGUCUGGUAGGUUACCGCAGGAGUGCUGCUUGAGGGUGUCACUGAUGCCUCUUCGCCUCAAUAUCGAUCAGGACGCUUUGUUCUUCCUCAAGGAUUUCUUCACAAGUCUUUCUACAGAAGUGGAGCUUCUGUUAACUCCAGAUCCAGAAGUUACAAAGUCUCCUGGAGCUGAUGUCACCUGCAGUUUGCCAAGGCAUUUGAGUACCUCAAAGGAGCCAAAUCUAGUUGUUUCUUUCCCUGGGCCAAAGCAAUCUUCCCCAAACCAUAGUGCCAAUUCAGUGGAGGGGGCUAAUGGACUGGCGGAGAAGGACUUCUCAGCUGAGGAAGCUUCAUUUAGUGACCAGCCUGUGUUUUUUAGAGAAUUCAGAUUCACGGCAGAAGUUCCUAUUCGGCUUGACUAUCAUGGCAAACAUGUGUCAAUGGAUCAGGGAACACUGGCUGGGAUUUUGAUUGGCCUGGCUCAGUUGAACUGUUCUGAGCUAAAACUGAAGAGGCUCUUCUAUAGGCACGGUUUGCUAGGUAUAGACAAAUUGUUCUCAUAUGCAAUCACCGAAUGGCUCACUGACAUUAAGAAGAACCAGCUACCAGGAAUCCUAGGAGGUGUUGGGCCUAUGCAUUCACUAGUUCAAUUAGUGCAAGGCCUCAAAGACUUGGUGUGGCUGCCAAUCGAGCAGUACCGGAAGGAUGGCCGCAUCGUCAGAGGCUUCCAGAGAGGUGCUGCCUCCUUUGGUACCUCAACUGCAAUGGCUGCUCUAGAGCUCACAAACAGAAUGGUUCAAACCAUACAGGCAGCAGCAGAGACUGCUUAUGACAUGGUGUCUCCAGGUACCCUUUCCAUUGAGCCCAAGAAGGCAAAGAGAUUUCCUCAUCACCGUUUAGCCCACCAGCCAGUGGACCUGAGGGAAGGUGUGGCCAAGGCCUACAGUGUUGUAAAAGAGGGAAUUGCAGACACGGCUCAGACCAUUUAUGAGACGGCAGCUCGAGAACAUGAGAGCAGAGGGGUCACCGGCGCUGUGGGUGAAGUUCUGCGCCAGAUCCCACCGGCAGUGGUCAAGCCUUUAAUUGUAGCCACCGAAGCAACAUCAAAUGUGUUAGGUGGCAUGAGAAACCAAAUUAGACCAGAUGUUCGGCAGGACGAGUCACAGAAAUGGCGCCACGGGGAGGACUGAGGCCUCCAGUGUGACCCACAGCGUGUGCGGAGCUAAGGAGCAGGGUGUCCUAGUGGCCGCUCCAUAGAGGAUUUGUCUAAUUUAUGUGCUCAUCUCAGGAACAAAAGCAGUUUUUAGUUAAAUAAUUUUAUGUCAAAACACACGCAGCCAAAACCUUGUGACAUUUUAGGGCCUGGCACUUGCCUACGGAAGUGGCAGGUGUCUGGUGUCAUGGUCAGUAGAGAUUGCUACCAUGCUAAAUGCUUUGCUUUCAUCAAAGUGGCUGUAACCGUACUUGUUACUGACAAGAUCUCGUUGGGAACAUCUUUGUAAACAGUGUUGAGUGCUAAAGAAAAAUAUUGGAGCACUCCCAAAGCACCAGGGAGCACACCUGUAGUUCUGGGGAGUUGAUUUCUCAACUCAGUUUCAACACUUCUGAUGCUGGUGAGAGAAGCCACAGGGAAAGCAAAGCAGCUAGGGCUCCAGUGUCUGAUAAAGCAGGGCCUCGACUCCCUGAGGGACCAGCUGCUCAGCUCACCUGGAGAAACUGAGUGUCAUAGACGAGAUCUGCUGUGCUGCACUUUAUCCUCUGUGUGCGUGUGUGUGCGCGUGUGGGUGUAUGUGUGUGUGUGUAGUGUAAUGCCAGGUGCACUGUGUUCUGUCAUUUACAAGGUUACAUAGACAUAAAAAGAAGUGAAGAUGUCUCACAGAUUUUGGAAAGGAAGGUAACCCAAAUGUAGUAAGUUUCUGUGUCCAAGUGCAGCUGUGUGUUUGAUGGGCGCUGUAUCCAUUGUCAAGUACACAAUGCAGGCUUUUAGGGGCGUGUGGUAAGGGACACUGGAAGUGGGUUUUAUUCUUAGAAAGUUAAUUUAAAAUGCUCCAAAUAUGUCCUAGUCAGCUAAUUCAAAGUACCAUUUUUACUUGGUUAAUAUUGUACAUUUUGAUAACAUGUCAGGAAUGAAUAAUAAAGUAUUUUUAUUUAAAGGUAA
Molecule: messenger RNA, 7554 nt
Organism: Myodes glareolus (Bank vole)
Lineage: Eukaryota; Metazoa; Chordata; Mammalia; Rodentia; Cricetidae
Source: RefSeq, a predicted model, not a curated record